Molecule: messenger RNA, 4134 nt
Organism: Maylandia zebra (zebra mbuna)
Lineage: Eukaryota; Metazoa; Chordata; Actinopteri; Cichliformes; Cichlidae
Source: RefSeq, a predicted model, not a curated record
CUUUGAACAGAAGAUAACCUGCUGUUGGCAAAUGAUUGCUAAGCUAGUUUUGUCGUUAGCUUGCUAGCUGAAACAAGUCAGAGAAAGACGGUUCCUGACUAACGGGAUUGGGCAUAUUUAAUCAGAAAGUAGGAUACAGACGGGCAAACGGCAAGCCAUUUCCUGUUUUCUUCAGGAGAUAUCUCGACUUGAUCGACAGACAUUGUGAAAGACCUUCGUCCCACGCAGGGUCUCAGUAUUUUACGAAUGUUUGAAUGGAUAUUACCAGGUGCACGGAGAAAUGGGAGAGGCCUCCAACAUCCUCCAUAAUGCUGUCUAGCAAGAAAUCAGAUGCGGGUUCCUCCUCCUCUUCUUCGUCUUCUGCAGCGGGAGGUGAUAGGGUCCCGGGUUCUGACAUCCAGACGGGAUCUGCAGCCUCAGUGGCUGGAGCUAUGGAUUCAAAGAAAAAGGACAGGUCUUCCCCUAGUGGGGAACAUGGAGGAGCCUCUUUGUCACACCAGUCAGGCCCCGGAGGGGCAGAUCAGGACUCUGCUGAAGUCCGUAGGACGAGUCGACGCAAGCGAGCAAAACAGGUGGAGUACCGCGAGAUGGACGAAAGCCUGGCUAAUCUUUCGGAGGAUGAAUACUACUCAGAGGAGGAGAGGAAUGCCAAAGCAGAGAAAGAAAGGAAGCAGGUCAUCCCUCCUCCACCCCCACCUGUGGAGGAAGAGAAUGACAGUGAACCAGAUGAACCGUCUGGUUUGGAAGGUGCUGCUUUCCAGAGCCGUCUUCCUCAUGACCGUAUGACAUCCCAGGAAGCAGCCUGCUUCCCUGACAUCAUCAGUGGUCCCCAACAGACUCAGAAGGUCUUUCUGUACAUUCGCAACCGCACGCUCCAACUGUGGCUAGACAACCCUAAAAUACAGCUGACCUUUGAGGCCACAGCGCAGCAGCUUGAAGCUCCAUAUAACAGUGAUGCUGUGUUGGUCCACAGGAUACACAGUUACUUGGAAAGGCAUGGUCUCAUUAACUUUGGUAUUUACAAGAGGGUCAAGCCUUUACCCACAAAGAAGACUGGGAAGGUUAUAGUCAUUGGUGGAGGUGUGUCUGGCCUGGCCGCAGCCCGGCAGCUGCAGAGCUUUGGGAUGGAUGUUACUGUGCUGGAAGCCAGGGACCGUGUUGGAGGCAGAGUGGCCACAUUCAGGAAGGGCAACUAUGUUGCAGAUCUUGGAGCCAUGGUAGUGACAGGGCUGGGAGGAAAUCCUAUGGCAGUUGUCAGUAAGCAGGUUAACAUGGAGCUAGCCAAGAUCAAACAGAAGUGUCCACUAUAUGAAGCCAAUGGACAGGCUGGUGAACGGUGCACAAGUGUACCAAAAGAAAAAGAUGAGAUGGUGGAGCAAGAGUUCAACCGACUGCUGGAGGCCACCUCUUACCUCAGCCACCAGCUGGACUUUAACUUCCUCAAUAACAAACCAGUGUCUCUGGGUCAGGCUUUGGAGGUGGUCAUACAGCUGCAGGAGAAGCAUGUAAAAGAUGAGCAGAUAGAACACUGGAAGAAGAUUGUGAAGACUCAGGAAGAGCUCAGGGAUCUUCUUAAUAAGAUGGUAUCCACUAAGGAACGUGUUAAGGAGCUCCAUCAGCAGUAUAAAGAAGCAAGUGAAGUAAAACCCCCCAGAGAUAUCACAGCUGAAUUCCUGGUGAAGAGCAAGCACAGAGACCUCACCGCACUCUGCAAAGAGUAUGAUGAGUUGGUGGAGAUGCAGGUCAAACUUGAAGAGAAACUCCAAGAGCUGGAAGCAAAUCCACCCAGUGAUGUUUACCUGUCAUCCAGGGAUCGGCAGAUCCUAGACUGGCACUUUGCCAACUUGGAGUUUGCCAACGCUACACCCCUCUCCACCCUUUCUCUCAAGCACUGGGAUCAGGAUGAUGAUUUUGAGUUCACUGGCAGCCACUUAACAGUAAGAAAUGGUUACUCGUGUGUUCCUGUGGCCUUGGCUGAGGGCCUGGACAUCAAACUAAACACAGCGGUGCGGCAGGUCCGAUAUACAGCAUCUGGCUGUGAGGUUAUAGCUGUGAACACUCGCUCCACGACUCAGACAUUCAUCUACAAGUGUGACGCUGUGCUGUGCACGCUACCCCUCGGGGUGCUGAAGCAGCAGCCUCCUGCAGUCCAAUUUGUUCCCCCACUGCCAGAGUGGAAGACAUCAGCUAUACAGAGGAUGGGUUUCGGCAACCUCAACAAGGUGGUGCUGUGUUUUGACCGCGUGUUCUGGGAUCCGAGCGUUAACCUGUUCGGUCACGUCGGCUCCACCACUGCAAGUCGGGGCGAACUAUUCCUUUUCUGGAACCUCUACAAAGCCCCGAUCCUGCUCGCUCUGAUGGCUGGCGAGGCUGCUGGCAUUAUGGAGAACAUCAGUGAUGACGUUAUAGUCGGACGUUGCCUGGCCAUCCUUAAAGGAAUAUUUGGAAGUAGCGCUGUGCCACAGCCGAAGGAAACUGUGGUCACCCGCUGGCGUGCCGACCCCUGGGCGAGAGGAUCCUACUCAUAUGUAGCAGCAGGUUCUUCAGGCAAUGACUAUGACCUGAUGGCGCAGCCCAUCACGCCUGGCCCAGCGAUACCAGGAGCCUCCCAGCCUGUCCCUCGUCUCUUCUUCGCUGGUGAGCACACCAUCAGAAACUAUCCCGCUACAGUUCACGGGGCACUCCUCAGUGGUCUUCGAGAGGCCGGCCGCAUCGCAGAUCAGUUCCUCGGUGCCAUGUACACACUUCCCAGACAAGCCACUCCCACUGGCACCAGCAACCCUCAGCAAACUCCGCCCACCGCCACCGUUUGAAAAGCUUCUCUUGAGUUCCUCCCUACUCAGGACUGGAUCUACUAAGACAAUUUGUGAUUAAAAUGUAAAAACAAAACAAGGUUUAACCCAUAAACUGGUGACAUUUCUGGAUUGGUCUUUUUACACACAAACUCUGGACAGCAUCUAGUCACACACAGCAGGGACGGAUGCAUUCUCACUACAGGAAAUGUUGGUUUUGAUGAGGGGUGGUGUCUGGGUAUAGCAUCCAGCAGGCAGGACAGGUGACACCCAUCUGCUGUGAAUUCUCCCUUCACACUCUAGAUAAAUCUCUUGGUCAAAGCUCUGUAAGGUCUAAAGUCCCUUUUAGACAUGGAUAGAUAAAUAACGAUGGCAUUCAAACUUAGGGCAAACCUUAAUGUUCCUCACAGCUUCAUUCAAAACCUACCAGAGUGAUGGUGAUUUGUGUCUGUGCCUGUCCACACAGACAGAAAUUUCUCUUCUGUAUUUGGAAAUUGUGAAAUUCAUUCAAUUGCAUUAGAAACGGUGUUAGGUACAGGGUCAUUAUGUACAUGCUAUUUCUUUGUGGGAUAGUCUCCACUGAGCUGAUAAAAUCACAAAGAUGCAGGAGACACUUCCCCAGUAAGGAUCUAUCAUAAUAAUCUUUCAGACCUAGUGAGAUAGACGACUAUGACAGAGUUUUACAGAAAAGUGACCAGACAUGUGCGGAUGCCGUCAGAUUGAUAGAAAGUAGUGGAUAAAAUAAAAGGGGGCUCAUGAAAUUUUUUUUUUAAAUCCCCCAAUAAGUUUUGCUAUUAGAAUAAAAUAAUGAGACUUCUAGAGUUUUCUGGACAUGCGUUUAAUUAAGAUUCUUUUGCCUUAGACCAUUUCUUCAGACAUAGUUUGGCUCUUAAGAGGUCCCAGAAAAAUGUGAAAAUAUGCAGAUAGUACAACUACAAACUACUACCAGAAUAGGAUAUGACCUACUACAUAGACUGGGUUGCUAGGGAACCGUGAGGGGAAAAAUCUUUUUUGUUGUUGUUGUUUUAGAUUUGCCGGCAUGGAAUUACUUUCGGUACUUGGAGUGAUUCGAUGUGGAGCUAUCAGAGCCGAAUGUCUUAUUUAUGUGUUCUUUUGUUCCUCCAGAAGACUUUUGUUUUUGUCUUGUCUUAAAGCUUAACAUGUUACUAUAUACUGUAACUGUGUGCCUGUUAAAUUUCAUUUGUUUAGGCUGGAAAGUGUAUUGAAAAAGACUUGUAUUACAAGUUAAAGAGAGCUAUUCAAAGAAUUAACUUUUUUGUUUAUUGUGAUCAACACUUUUUUUGUAUUGUCAGUUUCUUUUAUUAAAAGAAGAAAAGACAUA